Messenger RNA from Anopheles aquasalis, 946 nucleotides. RefSeq lists its product as uncharacterized. The record is from RefSeq and is a predicted model, not a curated record. NCBI's taxonomy places the organism in Eukaryota, Metazoa, Arthropoda, Insecta, Diptera, Culicidae.
GAACAGAAACCAGCCCAAGAAUAUUGCCCCAGCGUUUAAAAGCCGCCGUGAAUUACCAACGAGUUCAACAGUUAAAACAGUGCAACGAAUAUCCCUAUUUGCAUCCCGAUGGCAUUCUGGAACGAAAGUGAUUCUGUUUAUAUGCGUAAAAUUGCGUGGUCUCGGGCAUUGAUUUUCCGGCUGAUCGAUGCGUAUCGCACUGAACCGAUGCUGUGGAAUCCCCACGAUCCAAACUUUAAGUACCGCGCAAAAAAGCGUGCCGCUGUGGCAAGGAUUGCUCAGGAUUUAAAGUUGCCCCUUCCAGCCGUGCGCCACAAACUGGACAUACUUAAAGGGACGUACCACAAGUACAGGCGGGCUCGUGAAGCGCGAGGUGGAGAAUUACCUGCCAGGAUUUGGUUCGCUUACGACCGGCUUUCGUUUUUGGCUCCAGAUUAUAAACCUGAGUUGGACGCCUCCAAUUUUACAACCGUUAAGAUGGAGCGUGAAGAGGAGACAACGUACACCAUAACAUACAACACUCAGAAGCAAAACAGUCAGCAAGAAACAAACCUGCCCCGAGACUACGAUCCUCCACCACCAUCCACUACACCAUCAGUGCAGAGGAGCCAACCGGAACAUUCGCAAUCCGUGGGAGAAAAUCUGCUACAGCUCAAAUACGAUGAUAGAGAAACGUAUACGUGGUCCCAUCUGUUGGCAUCAACCGUCGGUUUAAUGGUGCGCAAAGCCGGUCCACGACCCGAGCCGGAGAUGUGGCGACUCCAGGACUCAAUCGUCCAAUUGUUGCGCCGUUUCCAUAACGGCGAGUUUGCCGAGGAACCGCUAGAGGAAUCGCCAGGAAUGGUACACAAUAACGAUCUUUUUUAGGUUUGGUAUCAUAAUCACAUAUGCAUUUAUAUACCCUUUUAUGAAAUACUAAUGGAAAAUAAAAUUCGUUUCACGAGCA